Molecule: messenger RNA, 1520 nt
Organism: Xylona heveae TC161
Lineage: Eukaryota; Fungi; Ascomycota; Xylonomycetes; Xylonales; Xylonaceae
Product: ras small monomeric GTPase
Exons: 4
Coding region: 461-1105 (214 amino acids)
Biological process (GO): signal transduction
Cellular component (GO): plasma membrane
Molecular function (GO): GTP binding; GDP binding; GTPase activity
Source: RefSeq, a predicted model, not a curated record
UCAAAGCACAGUAUUUUCCACAACGAAAGUCGUAAAAGGUAUCAGUGUAUCACUUGUAUCUGUCGCUUCCCCUGUUUACCCGCCCAUCUCGUUUCCUAGCUCAGGGCGCCGCGCGACUCAUUUUCGGCUGUACCUACAGGUAUUUGAGUGCUCUACAAGUACAGCUUCUGUACUUAUCAAGGGUCCAACCUUGGGUACCAUUUCUUUUGACUUCUCGGAUCACAGCACGCAGCACCACCACCAGUGCCUAUCUAUCCUUGUGCAAGAGUCUUCAAAGUACCUCCUUGAUCACUAAGAUUCGCAAGGAGUCACCGAUUCUCUUUGGAGGCGUGCUCGGGAUUGCUUCUCCAACCUUCCCCGGCGAAAUUUGUUUUACGUCGCUACUAUUAACAUUUGGCGCUGCCCGUUCAGCGGCUAGAGAGCCAGGCACAAAUACAGAGUUGCCUUAGUAGCUGGCAAUAUGGCCAGUAAGGCACUUAGAGAAUACAAGUUGGUGGUUGUCGGGGGGGGCGGUGUUGGCAAGUCAUGCUUGACCAUCCAAUUGAUUCAAAGCCACUUCGUCGAUGAAUACGACCCGACAAUUGAAGAUUCCUACCGCAAGCAAUGUGUCAUUGACGGUGAACUCGCUCUUUUGGAUGUUCUUGAUACUGCCGGCCAGGAGGAGUACUCUGCCAUGCGCGAACAGUACAUGAGGACAGGUGAAGGGUUUCUACUUGUAUAUUCCAUCAACUCAAGGCAGUCGUAUGAAGAGAUUUCGGUUUUCCAACAGCAAAUCCUUCGGGUAAAGGACAAAGACUAUUUCCCCAUGAUCGUGGUAGGAAACAAGAGCGACCUUGAGAUGGAGGGGGGUCGAGAGGUGUCAAAGCAAGCUGGAGAAGAACUUGCGCGACAAUUCAACUGUUCGUUCAUCGAGACUUCGGCAAAAUUGCGUAUCAACGUCGACGAGGCCUUCCAUAACCUUGUGCGCGAGAUUCGUCGGUACAAUAAAGAAAUGUCGUCCUACUCUUCUGCGCCCGCCGGCGGCUCGAACGGACCUCAAUCGAAAAUGGAAAUCCAAGAACAGUCAAAAGAGAGAGGAUGUUGUGGCAAAUGCCUCAUCAUGUAAAUUCUCGGUAAAAGGUCGAGAUUCUGGUCGAAAGCGUACACAGUUGCCCUUGUACGUCUCGAUUGUGUUUUGAUUGUGCGUUUCAAGGCCUGGAGCUCUUCAGAGAUGGGUCUCGGCUUGAUAGUAUAGGAGCGACCCACCUUUUUACAUCUUAUCUUCUAAUUUCAUUCCUACAUAUUACGCGCGCGAUGUUGAUUUUUUUCUUUCCAGCAGCCCGUUUUACUAUCCAUGUAGAGCUUCCUUCAAUUUUACCUCAGUGCAAUGGCUGGUGCGUUGUUGGGAGCAGGAGCGUGCUUUGCGAAUGUGUGCAUCGCAAUCUUAACUCUACUAUUGGCAAUACUACCGUCUUUUUAAUACUAAAUGCUCAAGAAAGAUCGAUUAAGGAUUUCAUCACAAGCAAAAUUGAAACUAGGGC